CUGCUGUUGUAGUAGAUAAAAAUUAGAUGUAUCGUUAUUAUUCCGUUUAUCCCAUUCAGUAGCACAUAGUUAAAAUACCCCUGGUAUAUGACAUUUCAAAUGGGUGAAACCGGUGAAGUCCCAGCUCCCGUUUCGACUUCAGAGAAACCAAAAAGACAAGCGAGCUCCAGUAACUUGCAGAGGAAGUUUUCAGCGGAUGAAGGACAGUCUACCCCGGAGAACAACAACAGCAGGACUCUGAGACGUCAGUGGACCGGGUGUCAUGUUCCCCUUCCCACCCUGACAGGGAGGAUCCCUAUCGGUCAGUCCUGGUCUGAGUUGGGAGGUCAGCGCUGCAUCAUGCUGAGGCUGUGGUCACUGCGAAGAGGAAGCUCCUUCAGCUUCAUCACCCCCGGGCCACAAUGGGACUUCAGUCUGAAACGGAAACGCAGAGAGAAGGAUGACAGCGACGCAGUCAGCCUCUGCAGCUUCGACUUUAAGGAACCCAGCACAAAGCGGGUCCGUCCUCUCGGCAGGGUGACGUCGCUAGCCAACCUCAUCUCUCCGGUGAAGAAUGGGGCCGUCCGGCGCUUCGGCCAAACCAUCCAGGCCUCUUUCCGGGGCGAUGGCAAGUCGCCGGGCGCGCCCCAUAAGCCUUGCAGCAAGGCGGCGGCCCCCACACCGCCCAAAAGGAGGAACAGCAUGCUGUGGUCAGAGACGCUAGACGUCCACCAGAAGGGAACUUUCUCUACCAAAGAAAUCAAGCGGCAGGAGGCCAUAUUUGAGCUGUAUCGUGGAGAACAGGACCUGAUUGAGGACCUCCAGCUCGCACGCAAGGCGUACCACGACCCGAUGCUGAAGCUCUCCAUUAUGUCAGAGGAGGAGCUCACGCACAUCUUCGGCAACCUGGACGCCUACAUCCCUCUGCACGAGGACCUCCUGGCGCAGCUCACCAAAGCCACGGCGCCAGACGGGACUGUGGGCCGGAUCGGACAGAUUGUCGUAGACUGGCUGCCAAGGCUCAACGCCUACAAGAACUACUGCAGCAACCAGCUGGCAGCCAAGGCGCUGCUGGACCAGAAGAAGCAGGACCCGCGCGUGCAGGACUUCCUGCAGCGCUGCCUCGAGUCGCCCUUCAGCAGGAAGCUGGACCUGUGGAGCUUCCUGGACAUCCCGCGCUCGCGCCUGGUCAAGUACCCGCUCCUGCUCAAAGAGAUCCUGAGACACACCGCGGCAGAGCACCCGGACGCCGCCAGCCUGGAGGAAGCGAUCACCAUCAUGCAGGGCGUGCUGUCUGACAUCAACAUGAAGAAGGGAGAGUCCGAGUGCCAGUACUACAUCGACAAGUUGGAGUAUCUGGACGACAAGCAGAGAGACCCUCUGAUCGAGCAGUGCAAGAGCCUGCUGUGUCAUGGCGAGCUGCGGAACAAGAGCGGCACGAAGCUGCAUGUGUUCCUGUUCACCGAGCUGCUGGUCCUGACCCGCCCCGUCACCAGGAACGAGCGCCAGUGUUUCCAGGUGUACCGGCAGCCAAUCCCAGUGCACGAUCUCCUGUUGGACGACCUGCAGGAUGGAGACGUCAGAAUGGGCGGAUCCUUCAGAGGUGCUUUCAGCAACGCAGACAAAGCCAAGAACAUUUUCCGCGUGCGUUCCCAAGACCCGAGCCAGGCGCAGUCCCACACCCUGCAGGUCAACGACGUCUUCCACAAGCAGCAGUGGCUGAACUGCCUCCGCAGCGCCAUCUCCGUCCACCGGCCGCUCGGCGAGCCCUCGGCGCCGGCCCCCCCGCCGGCGAGCGACGCCCGCUCCAAGCGCCGCCCGUCCUCCAUCUCCGCCAUCGUCCACAUGGAGGAGGCGGAUGAGAACUGCCUGCGGCCGACCUCUCAGUCCGCCCCCAGCACGCCGUGCAACAGCGCGGCGCCCAGCCCCACCACAAAGUCCUCCCUAUCCCGCUCCUCCUCGUCAGCUUCGUCGUCGUCCUCUUCGACGUCGCCGCUCUCCUCGCUCACAUCGCACAAAACCAAAAAGGACAAGAAGUCUCUGUGCUCUUUAGGGAAGAGAAAAGAGACUAUGGUGUGAAGUGAGGUGAAAAGGAGAAAAAUGGACUCCUGGGUGGACAUUUUUGUAAAAAGGAAACACAACGUGGAGAAGCGUGGUACUUGUAUUUAUGUGUGUCUGCGUGCGUGCGUAUUAUUAAAACAGUGUUCUGUGUUACUGUC
This is a messenger RNA of Perca fluviatilis (European perch), 2198 nucleotides long. It is a transcript of the gene net1, whose product is annotated as neuroepithelial cell transforming 1. The transcript is spliced from 12 exons. Gene Ontology annotation, biological process: positive regulation of Rho protein signal transduction; intracellular signal transduction. Bases 88 to 2058 code for a protein of 656 amino acids. Gene Ontology annotation, molecular function: guanyl-nucleotide exchange factor activity. The record is from RefSeq and is a predicted model, not a curated record. NCBI's taxonomy places the organism in Eukaryota, Metazoa, Chordata, Actinopteri, Perciformes, Percidae.